Candidula unifasciata is the source of this 414-nucleotide messenger RNA. NCBI's taxonomy places the organism in Eukaryota, Metazoa, Mollusca, Gastropoda, Stylommatophora, Geomitridae. The record is from the annotation of a GenBank genome assembly.
AGAGGACGUGGUGGUUCAGCCGGAGGAAAAUUCCGCAUCUCCCUGGGUCUGCCAGUCGUAGCAGUCAUCAACUGUGCUGACAUUACAGGUGCCAAGAACCUGUUUGUUAUUGCCGUCCACGGGAUCAAGGGUCGCCUCAAUAGGCUGCCAGCUGCUGUUAUGCCAGCUGUGGUUAUACGUCAGAGAAAACCCCUAAGAAGAAAGGAUGGAUUGUUUCUCUAUUUUGAAGAUAAUGCGGGUUCAGCAAUUACAGGCCCGGUUGCCAAAGAGUGUGCAGAUUUGUGGCCUCGAAUUGCUUCUAAUGCCAGUUCUAUUGCAUUAAGUUUUAUGGAAAAAAAAAGUGCUACUGUGUGGGGGCUGACAAGCAUGGAUAAUGAGAAUCACAGAGAAAGGGUGUAUUACGUGAUAGCGUGA